Messenger RNA from Cuscuta campestris, 1590 nucleotides. The record is from the annotation of a GenBank genome assembly. Lineage: Eukaryota; Viridiplantae; Streptophyta; Magnoliopsida; Solanales; Convolvulaceae.
GAAGAAAGCUCAAGAGUAGAGUGACUAUGAAGCAAACCAUGUAAAAGGCGAAUACUUUCUAAAUAGAAAUAAAGUUGUGACCAUGCACAACACAGAUUCAACUGUGUGGCCCAAGAAAGUGAGGGAUGAUGAAAGCAUAACUCCAUCCAUGGACGAUGAUUUAAUUCCAGCAACAACUACCGACAACGAGAUAACACCUUUUCCUUCUUUCUUUUUCAAAUUAUCUAUAUUUAGUGUAUGAUAAUAAGAUUUUUGGUACUUGAAGUUUCCAAAAUUUAAAACUCUAGAUUUGGCGAUAGGGGAAGACGACCAUGACGAGGACAGAGGACAGCUGAGACGGAUACAAAAAAAUGGUUAAAACCGAUGGCCAAAUAGCAAGCAUCGAUUCUCUACAUACCAAAGUUCAGGCACCUGAACUUGAAACUCAAGGAAAUGCUGAUGAACAUCAGGAGGAUGAAUUUCAAAAACAUGUGGAAGAAACUUCAAAGUCCACUCCUCCAGCAGAAGUUGAGAAAUUUCCUGAAAUGGAAGUUCAGAGAAGUCCAGCAGAAACAAGUGAAGAUGCUGAGGUAGCUAACAUGGAGUUUACUGCUGAAACUCCAGUUACCAUCAUUGAGCAUCACAAUGAAGAAGUUGUGAGAGAUCCCCUUUCCCAAGAUAUCUCAAACUACAGGGAUGAAGAAGCUGAGGAAGAAUCUGUCAAGACGCUGAAGAUUGGUGAAGAGGAUGCUGGAAAUGAAGAGGAAGCUGACUCAACCCCAACACCCACGCUUCCGGAUGAGAUGCCUGAGCUCUGGGCGAAAAUGGUCCAAGGGCUGAUUGACUCUGCCCUGGAGUCUCAAAGAGCCUCAUUCCAGGAAGUGUUGGAGAAAACUAAAGAAAGGCACAACUUGAUAAUGGAAAGAACUGAAGAAAGGCACAACUCCAACCUUAAAGAGAUAUGCAAUUCUCUUAACAAAACUCUUGAGAUCAAAUCUCAAAUGAGUUCCUCAUUGAGCACAAUGAUGAUUACCUAUGCCUCAGACUCCCACCUCCAACUCAAAGAGGUGGUGGAGAUCAAACAACACCUUGAUGUUAUUACAAGGAGUCUUCCGAAGCAAAUGAGCCUUCUGCAGAUGGAAAUCAGAUCUGCCCUGGCAGUCUCUUCAGCAAACCAGGUUGUUACUCAAGAUUAUCUGAAAGUCCUCGCAGAAAAUCAGAGGGAAGUUUUCUGGUUGCUCAAAGGUGACCUUCUCCUGGAAGCCCAGCAGAGAAAUCUGGAGCUCUCACUGCAACACCUAACCAGCAAUCAAUUUGAUGGAACGGAAGCCAUAGGAACAGAUGUCUCACACUUCACAACAGAAGGAUAGCACAAGGAGCGCAUGGAGAAUCUGAAGCGCAUUAGAGCUGAAUGUGGCGUCAGUCAAGGUUUGAGUGCAGUUGCCGAAUCCUCCAAACGCAUAAAGACUUGAAGGUUUUUCUCAUUUAAACAGAAGAAUCCGUGGCACAGGUUGAGCCAGACCGACCCAACAUGGACGCACAAGUGGACAAUCUGAGAAGGUCGGGACGGCUGGUUAAGCCGCCGGCCCGUUAUAAAGACUUUAUUUAAUU